Molecule: messenger RNA, 1803 nt
Organism: Guillardia theta CCMP2712
Lineage: Eukaryota; Cryptophyceae; Pyrenomonadales; Geminigeraceae
Exons: 20
Coding region: 1-1803 (600 amino acids)
Biological process (GO): ammonium transmembrane transport; ammonium homeostasis
Cellular component (GO): membrane
Molecular function (GO): ammonium channel activity
Source: RefSeq, a predicted model, not a curated record
AUGGGGCUCAAGGAUCUGAAUCCGUUGAAGCUGGUCAAGGCGAUCUUCCAGAAGAGGAAGAAGAUCGAUGAGGAGGAUACGUCAUAUCAGUCUGAUCUAGCGCUACAACCAUCACAUCUCGUCACCAUUGCAUUAGCCCAGGCCAUCAUUAUCGUAGUUUACUACUUCUACGUCGUGCACGAGACAUUCCCCAAGCCACCCGACAUCUUUCCAGCCCCGGGUCUCGGCGAGCCUGGAGGUCCGAUCUUCCAGGAGCCUGAGUCAGUAACUCCGUUCAAGCGCUACCCCCCGGGAUAUGACAUUGUGGGCCCCCGGCCGGAUGGCACUCUAGGGCCCCAGUUGAGUCAGCCGACGCUACAGAGAGAAUACAAGUUUCAGAUUGAGAUCGUUACCUAUGUCUACCUUGGAUUUGGAAUGCAGUAUUCCUUCCUGCGUAAGUUCGGCUUCAGCACAAUCGCUUUCGGUCUCCUGGCUGCCUCUAUCGCCAGUCAGUGGGGAUUUUUCUGGAUGCAGCUCAUUGACAGGAUGCAUUGUGAUUGGUUGAUCUCCAAGACUUGCGAUGUUCCAACUUGUAGCGGGAAUCCCAACUGCCUCGAAGCCUUGAAGGCCGAGGUGAUUCAAGGUACCUUCCAGGAGAUCCAGCAACGACAGGCCUGCACCUGCUACAUCUUCCGCAUGUUUGCACAGAACCGAUCGCAAAUCACCGAGCUCCCGCACCAUGCCAAGCACGCCUUGUACGUCACAGGGAGGACGGACUUUGACAACACCAUGGCGAUCACUUCGCCGGCCAUCAUGGAAGGCCUGUUUGCUACUGUUCCUGUGCAGAUCACCAUGGGCAUCUUGCUAGGAAAAGUCUCCCUUGCCCAGCUGUCAGCGGUGAGCAUGAUCUGCGUGACGGCCUACGGCGUCAACUUCUGGCUGAACCUGUACGUCAUGGGCGCAUACGACAACCUGGGAGGAUCCUGUGUCAUCCACCUCUUCGGAGCUUGCUUCGGCAUCGGCUGUACCCUCCUUGCCACCCUCAAGGGAAGUGCCGAGAACCCGGACAAUGCUCCAAGGUACAACGCUGACGUGAUGGCGAUAAUUGGAACGAUUCUCAACUGGAUGACUUUCCCCUCCUUCAACGCCUACUUCGCUCCAGCUGCGGCCCAGCAGGCGGUGGUUGUCAAUACGUACUUGUCUCUGUUCAGCAGCUGCGUCGCUUCUAUGAUCUUCUCGUCCAUGUACUCUAGACAGCUGAAGCUUGACCCUGCGGACGUGCAACGAUCUUCGUUGGCAGGAGGUGUCUCGAUCUCCUCUGUCGUCAGUCUUUUUGCAAAACCUCAGCACGCCCUCAUCAUUGGCGUCAUUGGAGGCUUCGUAUGCAGCACGUCCCAUCACUUCUUGAGGAGAAUUCUGGAGAGGAAGACUGGCAUCACGGAUACAGUCGGGGUCAUAUCCUUGCAUGCCUUUCCAGGUCUUAUCGCAUGGAUCGCUGGAAUUAUUGCCGUCUGGGGUCUGGACAGCAGGUACAAGGGCCCUUGGUCGGGGAUCCAGUAUUCAAGCACGCAGACUAAGACGCUGCCAUAUUGGCUGGAAAUGGAUCUUACCUUCCAGCACCAUGUUGGGAACAAGGACACGGCCCUUUACCAGGCGAGUAUCUACAUGGCUCCUAUCACCAUCUGCGUCGGACUAGGGACUGGUCUGCUUGGAGGGCUGGUAGCAAGAUGGAUCAAAGGCCCUUCUGUUGCCAAGACUUUCACGGACUCCAUGUAUUGGGUGGUUCCAGACGACUUCCUUGAAACGGAGAAGUCUCAAAUGUAA